CCCGUCAGCCCUAACUGGCCGUUGCCGCUUCUAGAUGCCAUCGACAACAACACUCUGCCUCGACCUCACGUCCUUUACCAGGCCGUCCAAUGGCCAGUACUAUCAAAAUAGAGAGUCGACCUAUUCCGGCUUUCUACUGCUGCUAUCUGCUUCGCUCCAAGAACCGCAAGGCCUUUUACAUUGGCAGUACGCCUAAUCCGGCACGUCGCCUGGGCCAGCACAAUGGAUCUACCAAGGGCGGCGCAAAGCGAACCUCAAUGCAAGGGAAGCGGCCAUGGGAAAUGACUUGCAUCGUCACAGGAUUCCCCUCUAAUUCGGCCGCCCUGCAGUUCGAGUGGGCGUGGCAAAACACGCACGCGACUCGCCACAUCGAGCGAGAUGUACGCGACGCAAGACGAGACGAAUUGUACAAGGGCAAAAAGAAUGCGUCACCCGCAAAGAGACCCCGGCCACCAAUGUCGCUCGAGGCACGAUUGAAAAAUCUGCACCAUCUGUUGGGAGUUGGGAGUUUCAGCCGAUGGCCCCUACACAUUCGCUUCUUUGCCCCCGACGUCUUCGCGCAGUGGGAAAGACACAUUUCCAAGAUGAAGACAAAGCUGCCAACUUACAUUACGGUUAGACUAACACCAGCCGAGCUUCCAAAGCUCGCGUCAGAUGUACAAAAUGAAAUGCGCACACAUUUCAUACCCGACGUCAUACGAGCAAUUCCAGUUGCAUACGAAGACUGCAAGUCGUAUGUAGAAAAAUCAAGGAGCAUACUUGCAGACAGUCAAAAGAGAGCUUGCGCUGUUUGCAAGACGAACGCAAAUCCAGAAGAGUCUCUGGUGCUGAUCUGCCCUAUGGAGGCCUGCCGUUCCGUGUCACAUGUAGCCUGUCUAUCGCAAAAUUUCCUUGCAGAAGAAGGUAACAAAGACGCAUUCAUUCCGAUUGAAGGAACAUGCCCAAGCUGCCAUGCCCUUCUCAGAUGGUCUGACAUGAUGAAAGAAUUGAGCCUAAGGGUACAUGGCCAGGACGAGAUCAAAGCCAUGUUCAAGACAAAGCGGACAAAGAAAGCAGAGAGUAGCGCCGUAGAAGGGGUCGACGAAUUUCCUGACAUUGACGACCUGGAUGUUGAGUUGGGCGAAGAUCUAGAUGAGACGUGGGUCGAUAACGUGAAUGAGGAUGACGACAAGAUGCUAGCGUCAAAUAAUGGAUGAACACGUUUACCAUUCUUCGACUGUUCGUAGCGGCAACUGUCCUUUCGCAACUCGCUCGAUGCACCUAUCGGCCUGCUCUCUGACCUUUGCCGCCACCUCUUCGAGACUGGUACCCGCGUAGAUGCGCACAAAGUCCUCGCCCUCCUUCUUCUGCAUCAACGUCUCGAACAGCUCUCGCACGCGGUCCUGCAUGUCUUUCUUUUCGUACUUUUCCGUGCCAAAACCGCCUCGCUUCGCCGCAUCAUCGGCAGAAAUAUCGAGGAAAAGACACAGGUCUGGUCGUGGGAGUCCAACAUCAGGUUUCCGACACCACUCGAGGCUCAUGUUGGGGUUCUGCUUGGCGGCUGAAUACACGCAGCCGCUGUAGUAAUAGCGGUCAAUGAUGACCGUAGUACCAGCAGCAAGGUCUGCUCGAAUAGAUGGACUAAAAUUGUAAUUAGUGUCCCAAUGGCUCAUUCGGAAGAUGCUGGU
Messenger RNA from Bipolaris sorokiniana ND90Pr, 1667 nucleotides. RefSeq lists its product as uncharacterized. Gene Ontology annotation, cellular component: Slx1-Slx4 complex. The transcript has a single exon. Gene Ontology annotation, biological process: double-strand break repair via homologous recombination. Gene Ontology annotation, molecular function: crossover junction DNA endonuclease activity; 5'-flap endonuclease activity. NCBI's taxonomy places the organism in Eukaryota, Fungi, Ascomycota, Dothideomycetes, Pleosporales, Pleosporaceae. The record is from RefSeq and is a predicted model, not a curated record. Bases 90 to 1196 code for a protein of 368 amino acids.